Molecule: messenger RNA, 580 nt
Organism: Serpula lacrymans var. lacrymans S7.9
Lineage: Eukaryota; Fungi; Basidiomycota; Agaricomycetes; Boletales; Serpulaceae
Exons: 2
Coding region: 80-457 (125 amino acids)
Source: RefSeq, a predicted model, not a curated record
GAUGCGAUCUACCAUUACGCUCUUGUCACACUCACUCAAACAUUAAAUCAACACCCUGGUUUUGGGCAGGACCGUCAAGAUGGCACAAUUACUGUCAUCAGCUUGGAAAAUCAUCCCAAAGUUCCAAUCCCUCUCCAUUUCAGCAACAAUCGACUUUUACGUCAAAACACUGGGAUUUAUUAUCGGUGGACUGCACCCUUCUGACGAUGUAUCUGAAGCGACAUUCUGCUCAAUCUUCAUUGGUAAAAAAGCAGAAGCAAACAUUUACUUCAGCAAAUGCGAGUCAGAUCAGUUCCAUCCUCGAGAAGCGAUGAUUGCUCUGGGUACGAAGCAGCUCGAUGAGUUUUAUGAGGAACUUAAAGGGAAGGACGUUGAGAUAGUUGAGCCGAUUGAGGAUCAGGAGUGGGGGUAUAGGCAUUUUUGGAAGGGGGAAAUCCUGGAAAUGAGGCAGAUAUAGUGGAUUGAGAUAUUCUUUUUGGAUACGAGGCCAAAUUUGUUCCAUUCAUUCACCUUAUAUCAUGAUCAUCCUACUAGUACUUUCACUGACAAUACACCACGGGCAUGAAAGGGUUCCAGCCAA